Phanerochaete carnosa HHB-10118-sp is the source of this 1621-nucleotide messenger RNA. RefSeq lists its product as uncharacterized. The record is from RefSeq and is a predicted model, not a curated record. Bases 274 to 1380 code for a protein of 368 amino acids. Lineage: Eukaryota; Fungi; Basidiomycota; Agaricomycetes; Polyporales; Phanerochaetaceae. The transcript has 5 exons.
AACACUGCGAGCAAAUGUUGCAGCGGUUGUAGAUGUACCCGAGAGAGGAACAGGCCAAGAGAAGCCGGACGUGAAGCGGCGCAUAUGCAUUCACCUUCGAUGCAUGGUAAGUUCACACAGUCAGGCGGACGGGAGCAUUGACGUCGGGCGAGACUGAGUUUGAAUUUAAGUGGACUCUCGUCCUCUUCAACGUUGUCGUCAGUCUCUGUCGCGUCGCCGAUCUCGCAGCCCCCCCUUCCCCCUUCCUCAGAUACUGUCGGUUCCUAGCAUAGCAUGUCCCGCGUCGCUCUUUCUGCCCUCUUGGCCUUUUCUACCAUAGCUAUUGCCCAAGACCCAACUGGCACUGAGCCGCUCACCGACAAGUCAUUCACCUACCCCACGGGCAUUCCGUACCAAGUCGAUCCCAACGAUGGGCUUCGUGGCCCACAGUCCGGGUACAACAUUUGCAACUCGACCACGGAGGGGCCCGCCUCUGAGUGCCAGACCGGCUUUAUCAACCACAUCAAUGACUGGUGUGUUUGGGCCCCGCCGACUGGCCCUACCACCAUCGGUGAAUCUGAAGGCCAGGAAGUCGCGUGGUGCACCCAACCUGGACGUGGCACGCGUCUCAUCCCCGCCGGCGCCAUCACUGGCGUUCAGUUCCUUCGCGCACCCUCCUACCUCGAGGUCAUCGCAUUUAUUGACCAGUCGAUGCUCAACAUACAGGCCAACGACUCUGGCGGCGAGCUUGACCCUCACGGGGCCGAUCUGCGUGGAAACCCCAUCGGUGGUCUUGUGUUCUCGAACAAUCUCCCCCAGAGCGGCAACGGUGACAACAACACCUUCGUUCAGGUUGAAGAAUGGCAUAACUUCAUCGGCUCCAACCUCUCCUGCUUCAAGGCUUGUGACCCGAAGGAUCCUAACGCUGGCAACUACUGUUUCAACCGCCUCGAUCGUGUUGGUAUCGACUAUGUGUGCCCAAAUCAAGCACAGAACAACUCCUUCGUGAUGUGCGACUCCGACAACCAGCUCUUCCCCGGCGUGUACACCACCGACGGUAUCACUACUUCAUAUACCCAGCCACCUGACUCGGUCCCUAUCGGCACCCUCCCGUACACCCCAAUCAUCCCUUCGUCGUCGAACUGCGUGACCUUCCAGUCGUCGGACCUCUUUGCUCAGCUUCCCACUCCCUCUGGCGCAAGCUCGGCCCCCGCUGCUACCUCUUCGGGUGCGUCAGCGGGCUCUGGCUCUGGCUCUGUUACACCAUCCCGCACUGGCGCGUCCUCUACCGGCACCGCAUCCCCCACCGGUGGUGCUCAGAACAGCGGCGCCGGCUCCCUUCGUGUAUCUGUCUUUGCCACGAUGGCGGGUGUGGUCUUCGCUAUUGCCUUCUUCGCCUAAAACAGACACUACCCAACUUCACGAACACAUUCUACUCUCGCGCGGACGAUGUUUGGCUAUCUUUCGCUGUUUCCUUAACCGCCUCUGUUGUUUUGUACUUGACGCACAGACGGACGUCUAGGUCGAUUUGGACAUGUACAUCUAGCUGUAGAGUAUUGUAUUGCAUACACUCGUCACCUCAUCGUUCCUCAAUACAUACUGUCGUCUUUGUUCACUAAGGUUAUCACACGUCGUCCCAGCC